Cryptococcus wingfieldii CBS 7118 is the source of this 753-nucleotide messenger RNA. RefSeq lists its product as hypothetical. Bases 1 to 753 code for a protein of 250 amino acids. NCBI's taxonomy places the organism in Eukaryota, Fungi, Basidiomycota, Tremellomycetes, Tremellales, Cryptococcaceae. The transcript has a single exon. The record is from RefSeq and is a predicted model, not a curated record.
AUGCCCAGCAGCCGUAGGCGCCGGACAUACUACACCGACAGCCCAUUCUAUGACGAUUAUCCGCCUUCUGCGUACUAUGCAAGGCCCCACUACGAUGAUGGUUACUACAGCGACAGCAAUUUCAGCGGUAGCCACUACGGCCAUAGCUACUACAGCGAUAGCCAAUACAGCGGUCUUCACUCCAGCCCACGCCGUCGUCCUCCACCACCCCCUACUGGCCACGCUCGUAGUAGCAGGAGAAGUUUUGCAUCCGCUGGGGAGAGUGCUGCCCCUCCCUCCCCUCCCACCAGUCGCCGGUCCAGCUAUCGUCCACCGCCUCCUCCUACUAGUCACACAAUGUCCACGGGGGGAAGGACUGCUCCUCCAUCGCCUCCCAGAGCUACUAGCCGCCCAAGCGAGCGCUCCCAAAUCGAUGCCCAUACCGAACGCAUAGUCGAAGGAUUCUUGGUGAGGCUCGAUAACAAUCUGGAAAGGCUCUCUAGCCAAGGAGCGCCGUCGCUCACUUUGCCUCGGUCGGAAGUAGCUGCUAGCGUGAGACAGCAGGUCAGGAAGAAGCUGCUGGAGGAAGUGGUGGAUAGGGAGUAUAGCGAAAGGUCUGAUGGGGAUAUGGGGUCAGUCACGUUUCUUCCGAAGAAAGUCACGUUGAAGAGAGAUGGGGAUGAACUGUUCUUGGAGGAUGUGGUGGUAUAUGGGGACGGGUGGUCCAAGAGGAAGAAGACACAUUUUGAUAUGACUUUUUACAAGGAUAAUUAG